AUGGCCGCACAGCAGGCAGUGCAUACCUGUGACUGCGCGUCCAUGCAGGCUGAGGAAGGAGAGAGACUGUCUGAGUUUCCAGAGGCGCACCGAGCUCGCCCCUCACUCCAGGGGCAAGGCUGGGCUAGGGACCAUUGGUUUCGGUUACAGAGUGUGGUAGACAGAAUUAAAGUGUUGCAAAAAGAAGCCAGAGUUAAGAGGGGGAAGGGAAAAGCUAUAUUCUGGUGUUUGACUGCUGCGGUGGAGGUGGAGGAAAGGAACCAGAGUUCUGGUCAGGCUGCGGCGGUGGUAGAUUCUCUGCAAGUGGUGAUAGAAAUGCUGCGGGAACAGUUGCAAGAAAGUAAACAGCUGCUGGAGGAGGAGGAGGAGGAGAGGUGUCAAAACGUAAUAUUGAAGGAGGAGUUAAGGAAUCAGCUCCUGAGGGAGGCAGACUCCUUAGCGGAAACAGAAGUAGCGCUCGCAGAGAAAGGGACACGAUCAAUCUAUCCCCAGGGUGACUUGAAGGGAGUAAAAGAGACCUCAGACAGCCCCCCACACAUGUACCCGUUGGUUAAAACGGAAUACGUAUAUGAAGACGAGGGUGAUAAUCGUCCCCAGGUUAUUACUAAAGUAAUCCCUUUCGAAGCAACUGAAUUGACAAGGCUGCAAAAAGAUUUUACGAGAACCGCAAGAGAAUCGGAGACGGAAUAUGUCUGGAGGGUGUCCCUGAAGUGGGCGAACGGGAUCUUGUUGUCAUAAAGGGAAGCGGAAGGGUACUGGGGCCCGGGUGUGUUCUUAACCACCGGAGAUCACCCAGCCCCAUGGUCGCUGACUCAGAGGGCUGCAUACUGGGCAGGGGGGUUGAACUUGCUGGAGAGGGGGGAUCCCCUGGCCAUAACAGGCAUGACAGAUCAGUUAUUGGAAAGCAUUCAGAAAGCGGCUUGCGUUCAGAUGAUGUGUGACUGGGAACUUAAGCCUAAUCUGAGCUCCCCAAUGCUGCUGCCGGCAGACCCCGAAAGAAAGACCCCCCUAAUAUGGGGACGUCCCAAUUCCCUGAAACCCAUAGGGAUCCAGCUGCAGGGGAGAAUUCAAAACACCCCCAGCAAGGAGAGAAUCGAGGCUGCCCUGGAGGGGGUGACCCCCGACCAUCAGCGGCCAGGGAGGAAAGUGUGGAUAUGGAGGGAGAUAGCCCAAGAGCUGGUUAACUAUGGGAGGAGAUACGGAUAUGUUAACCGGCCGUAUCAAAGGGCUGAAACCAGAGCCAUGCGAGCUGCAGAACGAGGGAGUAAACGGUCAUUUUCCUUUGGGAGGGGAUGGACUCCUGACCAAGAGGCUAGAACAGCUCGUGCAGAAAUGGUCAGGGUGAGAAACUGCUUUUGCCCCACCCUUGGUGAAUCUGGGGGAGGGAAAGAAAUACGGAAGAAGAUACUGAGAAACUAA
Molecule: messenger RNA, 1419 nt
Organism: Opisthocomus hoazin
Lineage: Eukaryota; Metazoa; Chordata; Aves; Opisthocomiformes; Opisthocomidae
Source: RefSeq, a predicted model, not a curated record